AGAUUAAUGCACACCACUUUAACCGCCUUGGCCCAAUGCUGUGGAACCCGAUGAUCUGUAGUUUGACAAGGUUUUUCUCUGCAAAAGAGUGCCCAAAUGACUGAAGAUGAAUCAACCCUGCAGAAUUAAUGCUGUUUGACAUCACUUUAGGUUAUUGUGAGCUUUCCGGGCCAUGUACGGCCAUGUUCCCAGAAGCAUUCUCUCCUGACAUUUCACCCACAUCUAUGGCAGGCAUCCUUAGCGGUUGUUGAGGUCUGUUGGAGACUGGGCAAGUUGUUGGGAAUUGAAGAGCCGCUAAUCACCCCCUUUAUGAGCCUCUCAGCUUCUUGCCUGCUGAGCCCAGCUGACAAGUGAUGCUUCUUCAGCUUUGCCUCAGAGAUGCGAUUCCUGGUCCCUUGGGGCCACAUUGCCGCCAAGGCGUGGGGGUCUCCCCAAGGUCGACCCAUGCUCUGUUUGCAUGGUUGGCUGGAAAAUGCAAACACUUUCAACAAACUAAUCCCCUUACUCCCAAAAGAUUGCUCUUACAUAGGAAUAGACCUUGCAGGACAUGGCCUGUCCUCACACCGGCCAACUGGGUAUCCGUACUACCUGAAAGACUAUGUGAGUGAUGUGCGCAGAGCAGCUGCAGCACUGAAGUGGAACCGGUUUAGCCUGAUGGGUCAGAGUUUGGGUGGAACUGUUGCAUGCUUGUUCUCAUGUAUUUUCCCUGAAAUGGUGGACAAGCUGAUCCUGGUGGAAUCAAGUGGUCUUUUUCCAGCACCUCAGGGUUAUAUGAGAGGCCCAGAAGUAUUCAGGAAGCAGACACCAGGCUCUCAGUCCGCCACUGGAGAUGCCCUACCACAUUUAGAGGAAUGGGAGAAAUUGUUAAUUGGCAGCCGGACAGUCAUUGAGAAUAUGAUGGAUGUUGAAGCGAAGCAACACCAAGCCCCAAAAGUAUAUAACUCUGAAGAGGCCCUUCAGAGGUUGCUCAAGGCAAACAGUCACCUAACAGAAGAAAGUGGGAAGAUAUUGCUGGAGCGAGGGGCUACUAAAGUGCCAGGAGGUUUGGUUUUUAACAGAGACGUAAAAGUCCUCACGCACACCUCCUCUUCUGCACCUAUAGAAUUCCAAGCAAACUAUUUGAAAAAAAUACAGGCUGAUGUACUGAUGAUCAUAGCACAAGGUGGGCUCUUUAGAAAAGAAUCAAUCUAUUCUGACUAUUUGGCAGUUCCUCUGGAAGCACUCAGGGCCUCACAGAAACAGCAUUUUCAGUUUGUUGAAGUUCUUGGGAAUCAUGCCGUCCAUCUCAAUGAGCCCGAAUUUGUGGCUGGGAUAAUCAGCACCUUUUUAAAUAAGAAUAAAAGUCUCAAAGCAAAUUUAUAAUCCGGAUUGUCUUCAGAGCAGAGGAUAACCUUUCAUGAAUUUCCCUUGGAAUGUUGUCUCACUGCACCCUGGACCCCAGGAUAUAGCCUCAUGAUUGCUAUAAUCCCCUCAUGAGUCCCAGGAAGACACAUGGGAAUGUUUCCUCAUCCUUGUUCAUGAAAUCAGACCUCUCCCUGAAAGACUCAUUGAAAUUACCAUGUCUCCUGGACACCCUUUGACUGCUGGACUGGCACCCAUUAACCAGAUGUGAGAUAUCAAGACUCAUCUCAACCCAUUAUCACUUGCUUCACUGCAUUCCUUUUCAAUUGCAACCCUCUCCUGGGUGGAUCAAUAAAUGGACACUAAUCUUUAAAAUAAUCCAAUGACAGUUUAUAAAACUUUGCUACCACAGUGGGGACCAACCAGCAAUGACGUCGGACAGAACCCUGGGCCAACCAGGGAGUGGAUUCCAGCUGGGCCCUUUCUGCAAUUGGAAGCCAAUGCAGCAGUCUUGAAUACUUGUCCAAAUGCUAUAAAUGAAAUGUAUGUUCGCAGUUGUGGUAUGUCAAUUCUUUGGAGUGCUGUCUCUACUGACAUCCUCUCUGGCCAUUGGGAAUAAAGCCUCUGUGUCUCAUCUGGCCUUCUGGAAAGCUUGACAUGCCGGCUCCGAACCCAUGUUUCUUAAAGCUGAAAUGACAUAACAGUACCACCAAGGAUAAAAAUAAAAUCUGGAAACACAUGAUACAAAAUGUAAGCCUGUGACUCUAACACUUGUCAUUUUUCUUCCGUAUAAUUUAUUUUGCUGAUGAUAAAUACAGUGUAAGUUUGAAAACUUGCAUGAUAUGUUUUGCGAA
Anolis carolinensis (green anole) is the source of this 2195-nucleotide messenger RNA. Its product is annotated as serine hydrolase-like protein 2. The coding region runs from base 379 to 1362 and encodes 327 amino acids. The transcript is spliced from 14 exons. The record is from RefSeq and is a predicted model, not a curated record. Lineage: Eukaryota; Metazoa; Chordata; Lepidosauria; Squamata; Anolidae.